AUGGCCGCAAGAACCAUGCGCGCCGUGCAAUACGCCGGCUACGGCGGUGGCGCCGCCGCUCUCCAGAUCCAUGCUCUUCUGAGGAAGCUGAACUGAGCCUAUAUGUACAUGUCAUAGAAUCUCGGUGGCAAUACUGCACCUGAAACUUUUCCUCUGAUACUAGAGGUUUGUUCGCUUCCGUGCUCUUCGGAGGAAGCUGAACUGAGCCUUUCAAGAACAUGUCAUAGAAUCUCGGUCGCAACACUGCACCUGAAGCUUUUCCUCUGAUACUAGUCCGUUUGUUUGCUUCACCUCAUGGUCAAAGGUAGAGUAAUCAUGUCAGUAGAGUGUGAAGAAGAUUGAAGGUAGGGUUUGACUUUGUCUAAAGAAGAUUUGAUGGUUUGCACCACAAAUCCGGCAUGUCUCUGUUACCAUCCAUCGUUUGUAAGCUUCAUGAAAGCGACGUGAUUGAUUGAAGUGCUGCAUUUUUGGCUUCAGCAUGUUGAGAUCCAGGUUCCUUCACCCAAGAAGGAUGAGGUGCUGCUGAGAGUGGAAGCAGCAAGCAUGAACCCAGCUGACUGGAAAGUCCAGAAGGGAGCGUUCCGUCCUUUUCUGCCAUCCAAGUUUCCAUUUGUUCCAGUAUCGGAUGUUGCAGGAGAAGUUGUUGAGGUUGGACCUGGCGUGGAUGGCUUCAAGCCAGGAGACAAGGUGGUCACAUGGCUUGGAUUUAAAGCAGGUGGACUCGCGGAGUACGCUGUUGCACCAGUAAACCUUACGGUCCACAUUCCACCUGAAGUAUCAGCCGCAGACGCUGCGGGUCUGCCUAUAGCGGGCUUUACUGCUCUACAGGCGCUGAGGUACGCCACAACAAAGUUCGACGGCACCGGCGAUCCAGCAAACAUCCUCAUCACUGCCGCCUCUGGCGGUGUCGGGACGUUCGCCAUCCAGCUCGCCAAGCUCGGAAACCUCCAUGUCACCGCCACCUGCGGCGCCCGGAACAUGGAGCUGGUGAGGAGCCUGGGCGCAGAUGAGGUGCUUGACUACAAGACCCCGGAAGGCAAGAGCUUGAAGAGCCCUUCGGGCAGGAAGUACGACGUCGUCGUGAACUGCACCACCAGCGUUGGCUGGUCCAGCUUGGAGUCCAACCUCGCAGCUCACGGGAAGGUCGUCGAUCUCAAUCCUUCGCCGGGGGCUUUCCUUCGUUCUGCUCUGAAGCAAUUGACCUGCUCGAAUAAGAAGCUGGUGGUGCUGUUCGCGACGGCGACGAAGGAGGACUUGCAGUUCCUGGUUGAGCUGGUGAAGGGAGGGAAGCUUAGGACGGUGAUCGACUCGAGAUACGCACUGGGCAAGGCAGAGGAGGCCUGGGCAAAGAGCAUGGAGGGUCAUGCCACUGGUAAGAUCAUCGUCGAGUGUGACCAAGUCAUGGACAUAUAAAUAUCAAGCGUUUGAUCCCAAUUGUAUCAAGAUUUGUGUGAAUCCAAGUGAAAUCAUUGUCAAUA
Messenger RNA from Musa acuminata AAA Group (dessert banana), 1478 nucleotides. RefSeq names its product quinone-oxidoreductase QR1, chloroplastic-like. NCBI's taxonomy places the organism in Eukaryota, Viridiplantae, Streptophyta, Magnoliopsida, Zingiberales, Musaceae. Bases 544 to 1413 code for a protein of 289 amino acids. The transcript has 4 exons. The record is from RefSeq and is a predicted model, not a curated record. Gene Ontology annotation, molecular function: oxidoreductase activity.